This is a messenger RNA of Fukomys damarensis (Damara mole-rat), 3375 nucleotides long. RefSeq names its product ASH2 like, histone lysine methyltransferase complex subunit (gene Ash2l). Gene Ontology annotation, cellular component: Set1C/COMPASS complex. The record is from RefSeq and is a predicted model, not a curated record. The transcript is spliced from 17 exons. Gene Ontology annotation, molecular function: transcription cis-regulatory region binding; protein binding. Bases 87 to 1994 code for a protein of 635 amino acids. Lineage: Eukaryota; Metazoa; Chordata; Mammalia; Rodentia; Bathyergidae.
CUUUACUACUUGAAGAGUACAAUACCCGGCAGCAACUCGCGCGAGACAGGGGUAUAUUCUCGCGAGAUGUCUGGGAGGCGGCCGUGAUGGCGGCGGCGGGAACCGGCCAUGGCUCUGGAGCGGGUGCAGGACCUGGCCCUGGAGCAACCCCAAAUGCAAUAGCGGCAGAAGAGGGGGAGACAAAACCGGUGGCAGCGAUGGCAGCCGCUCCGGCCGGAGAGGGAGCGUCAGCUGCACCGGCGCCCGCGGAGCCCAGUUCUGGGGAGGCAGAGAGCGGGGAUGCAAACUUGGUUGAUGUAAGUGGCGGUUUGGAGACAGAAUCCUCUAAUGGAAAAGACACAUUAGAAGGUGCUGGGGAUACUUCAGAGGCGAUGGAUACUCAAGCUGGCUCUGUGGAUGAAGAGAAUGGCCGACAGUUGGGAGAGGUAGAAUUGCAGUGUGGGAUAUGCACAAAAUGGUUCACAGCAGAUACCUUUGGCAUAGAUACUUCAUCCUGUCUACCUUUCAUGACCAACUACAGUUUCCACUGCAAUGUAUGCCAUCAUAGUGGGAAUACCUAUUUCCUCCGAAAGCAAGCAAACUUAAAGGAAAUGUGCCUUAGUGCUUUGGCCAACCUGACGUGGCAGUCCCGAACACAGGAUGAACAUCCAAAAACCAUGUUUUCCAAAGACAAGGAUAUCAUACCCUUUAUCGAUAAAUACUGGGAGUGCAUGACAACCAGACAGAGACCUGGAAAGAUGACUUGGCCAAAUAACAUCGUCAAAACAAUGAGUAAAGAAAGAGAUGUGUUCUUGGUAAAGGAGCACCCUGAUCCAGGGAGCAAAGACCCUGAAGAGGAUUACCCCAAAUUUGGACUGUUGGAUCAGGAUCUUAGUAACAUUGGUCCUGCUUAUGACAACCAAAAACAAAGCAGUGCUGUGUCUACCAGCGGGAAUCUAAAUGGUGGAGCCACUUUUGGAGGGGGAAUCACAGCAGGCAGCAGUGGGAAAGGAAGAGGAGCUAAACGCAAACAGCAGGAUGGAGGGACCACGGGAACCACCAAGAAGGCCCGGAGUGACCCUUUGUUUUCUGCUCAGCGUCUUCCCCCUCAUGGCUACCCCUUGGAACACCCAUUCAACAAAGAUGGCUAUCGGUACAUCCUUGCUGAGCCCGAUCCACAUGCUCCUGACCCUGAGAAGCUUGAACUUGACUGCUGGGCAGGAAAGCCCAUUCCUGGAGACCUCUAUAGAGCCUGCUUGUAUGAACGGGUUUUGUUGGCCCUGCAUGAUAGAGCUCCCCAGCUGAAGAUCUCUGAUGACCGGCUGACCGUGGUAGGCGAGAAGGGCUACUCCAUGGUGCGGGCCUCCCAUGGGGUGCGGAAAGGCGCCUGGUACUUUGAAAUCACUGUGGACGAGAUGCCGCCAGAUACUGCUGCCAGGCUGGGAUGGUCCCAGCCCUUAGGUAACCUUCAGGCACCCUUAGGUUAUGAUAAAUUUAGCUACUCUUGGCGGAGCAAAAAGGGGACCAAAUUUCACCAGUCUAUUGGCAAACACUACUCUUCUGGCUAUGGACAGGGAGAUGUCCUGGGAUUUUAUAUCAAUCUUCCUGAAGAUACAGAGACAGCCAAGUCACUGCCCGAUACCUACAAAGACAAGGCUUUGAUAAAAUUCAAGAGUUACUUGUAUUUUGAGGAGAAAGAUUUUGUGGAUAAAGCUGAGAAGAGCCUGAAGCAGACUCCGCACAGCGAGAUAAUAUUUUAUAAAAAUGGAGUCAAUCAAGGUGUGGCUUACAAAGAUAUUUUUGAGGGGGUUUACUUUCCGGCGAUCUCACUGUACAAGAGCUGCACGGUUUCCAUUAACUUCGGCCCAUGCUUCAAGUACCCUCCGAAGGACCUCACUUACCGCCCUAUGAGUGACAUGGGCUGGGGCGCUGUGGUCGAGCACACCCUGGCCGAUGUCCUGUAUCACGUGGAGACGGAAGUGGAUGGGAGGCGCAGCCCUCCCUGGGAACCCUGACGGUCUGAGCUCUUUUCAGGCUUGAACUUCCUGGAGAAUAAGGCUUGAGGUUUCCGUUUUUAACUCUCAACUGUUCUCCCAAAGAUGCUGCAGGGCGCCGCACCCCUUCAGCCCGUUGAGAGGUGGGUGGCACUGCCCGCCCUUCCCUCACCGCUCCCCGUGACGCUCCCGUGUUGUGUGCCAUCAGCCGGCAGCUGCCAGCCGCAGCCGCAUUCACUCCCUGUAAAACGGUGCUGUCCCGUCUCUGCCGGCAGGGACUUCUUUCCUUGCUGCAUUGUCUGAGGAGUGGUGCUCUGCACAACAGCUGACUUUCUAACAGACACCUCCUUCUGUGGGCAUCGACUCUGCCUGCCUGGACCCCAGGCUGUGGGACUGUUCUGAGAACUGAAAUCUGGCAGUAUGUUCCGGGCCCAUCUGAAAGUGCUUUCCUUUUGGUGUGGGUUUGGCUGCUGAUUUUGAAGUACACCUUUUAACCUGGAAUCUCUGAAACUACUAGGUCCCUAGAACUGGAAUUGUGGAAGACUUGCUCCGCUUUAGCAGAAUUAGAUCCCUUCUCUGAAUAAAACUUGCUCCCAGGUUUGUGUGGUACUUGGUUUACCUCGGGGCAGCUGUCUUAGCGCAGUUGUCAGAGACGUGGGCAGUGCAAGGAAGGAGGGCAGCUGGGAAGGAGAGGCGGAUCUGAUUUACAGCCCGCCCCUCCUGCUCCCGUUCUCACUGCCAAAUCCAGCGCCUGGGGAAAUCGGAAUCUCAGCGUCAUGAACAGGAGUUUCACAGGGCUAACGGCUUCCUCCACUUUCUGUGAACAUGGUGUGCAGCCUGUUCCCUGCCACGUGUGUCUCCCUCAUAUUAGCUGACGAUGAAAGUGCAGUUUGCAGGGCUGGGGAUGUAGCUCACUGGUAGAACAUUUGCCCAGCCUGUGCAGAGACCCUCAGUUCAGCCCACAGAACUGCCAAAGGAAAACAAGAGCAGUUUUCAGAAUCCCAGAAACCACAGUAAGCUUUGUUUGGGAUCUGUCCGGUUCCCCCAUCUCCCUUAAAUACACAAGUCUAGUGGCAAAUGCAGUUCUCCCAGGUUGCCCAGAGACGCCACAUCUAACUGUCCACCGGGUCAGUAAGCAGACUGGCUUAACAGGUGAAAUACUGACACAAACGCUGCAUACCAUGCCUGUGAUGCUGCUGAGUAGCUUAUUUUUGUUUUCCUGUUGAAAAGUUUUUCCAAGUUCAAGUAGAUUUUGGCAUCAUCACACAGUAGGUAGCGUUGAUAAUUUUAUUUGCCUUUUAAUGAACCAUCCAGAUUCCUUGUUUUGUCCAUUCCACUUUUUUGCUUUGUUUUGCUUUAGGAGACAGAGUCUUACUAGGUAGUCCAGGCUGGCUUUGAGUUC